Molecule: messenger RNA, 1201 nt
Organism: Drosophila montana
Lineage: Eukaryota; Metazoa; Arthropoda; Insecta; Diptera; Drosophilidae
Exons: 5
Coding region: 44-478 (144 amino acids)
Source: RefSeq, a predicted model, not a curated record
CGUACAAAAUAGUUGGCUAUGCUCUAAGGCUCCCAGCUAAAAAAUGUUUUAUCUGCACAAUUUUCUGUUCAUUUUUAGCUUACGUUUUGGUUGCCGUCUUAUUGGAUUUAUUGAGAUUUGUCUGUAUGGCUAUGGAUUCUAUUAUUUGAUUAACAAAAAUGGCUUCUCGCAAAUGCUGGAAUCGAUGAUUAUAAUAUCUCUGGGCACUUCCUGCCUGCUGUCGAUUCUGAUGUUGAUCUCUACGCUGCAGGACCACGAAUCAUCCGGCAUUAUCUUCACUUAUCUAAUGUGGGGCAUUUUCACAACAAUUUUCUUGGCAGUCUUCUACUUGAUAACCUUUAGGUCGGGGAAGAAAAUAAGUUUGGAGGUAUUUUUGGGUCUAUUAUUGGGCACAACAAUUGCCAAGUGCUAUUCCAUGCUGGUGGUAUUAUCAUUCCUCCAUAUGAUGGUAAGUUCCGAUAGUGAAGAUUCUUCUUAAGGACGCUUUGGAGUUCAAAAUAGAAAUGGAAUAGAAAACAUUAUUCAAAUGUGAAAUACCCAAUGUCCACUCUUAGACAGCUGUAUUAUUAAAGUGCAUUUAUAUAUUUUGUAUCUAUACAAAUAACGCUCUCUUGCUGCACGAUUGACGGACUGACUGAUUGAUGGUCAACGCAAAGUUCAAGUCGGUAGGGAUAGGAAGCUUCUUACAGCUGGAACCGGUAAUGGAAGCCCGUACUGAACAUCGGAUUAGAAAAUCGCAAUGGAAAAAAUCGAUUCUUCAUGCAAAUAUGGACAAAUGUAAAAAUUUAAAAAAAUAUUCACAACUCCAUUAAAGAAUUAGAGCUACAAUCUUUAAAAGUAUAAGCCAGAAAAGCAUUCCACAAAUGUGCGGCUACAACUGAAAACAAGAGUGUCGACUGUCACUAAAGUGUCAAGAACUAGCAAAUACUUUGCUUUACUACAGUAAUCUGGCAUAAAUGGGAAUAACUUGCUAUUGUUUGGUUCCAUGCAUGCAUAGUACAGUCACCAUGAUCACCAAGGAGACAUCUUUAAAAUGUAUGACUUCUGUAUUUUUAGCCUCAGUAGGCUUUAGAAGAAAUUUGUUUGUGUCGUUUCCUCAAGUUCAUUUAAUGUAUACAACCACACUAAGAUAAAAUAUACAAAUGUAUUUAAAUUCAAAAAUAAUACGCAAAUUACAAAUAACUUAAGCAUAGCCACUAAA